Messenger RNA from Alternaria rosae, 846 nucleotides. RefSeq lists its product as uncharacterized. The record is from RefSeq and is a predicted model, not a curated record. The coding region runs from base 27 to 647 and encodes 206 amino acids. The transcript is spliced from 3 exons. Lineage: Eukaryota; Fungi; Ascomycota; Dothideomycetes; Pleosporales; Pleosporaceae.
ACUCAUAGUCAAACCAUAUAGCCAUCAUGAAAACCUCAACCGUUUUCACCUCAACUUUUUUCACCCUCGCUGCUGCCUCAUCCUUCCCUAGCUCUGAAACACUGGCUACCAGCGAUAUCUGGAUAGGACUGAACUUGAACAAAUGUCUCGUCAACGCUGAAUCUUUCCUGGGACCUCCAGUCUUUCAAUACAUCCGUCUAACAACUACCCACAGUCUCGCCGCGCAAAAGGUUGUAGCCAAAGAAGUCAUCGCCGCCUACAACGCGUGGGACAUCGAGAGAAUCCUCGGUUACCGAACCCCAGACUGCAAGCAAAACAUCUUACCCGCCAGCUUGAACCGCACAGCCAUGACCAACGACGAAUACCGCGUAUUCUUCAAAAGAAUCGAGCCUUUGUACAAGAAUUUCACGGCUAGAGUUCUCCAAGAAACGCACGACCCCGACGCACACACCUGCAUCAUACAUGCGCGUAGUACGGCGACGACUGCAAUUGGACCGUAUGGGAAUGAGUAUGCGCUCAUUUUGACUUUUACAGAGGAUGGCACUAAGGUGAAGUAUUUCGAUGAGUUUGUGGAUUCGGCGUAUACGCUGGAUUAUGGGAAGAGACUGACUGCUGCGUUGGCGAACGGGACGGGGACUAGUCUUUAGGUUGGGGGAGAAAAUGGGUCUCAUGAUAUACAAGGAAAUACAAAAGCAGUGAUGGCGCAUCGUUUGAGCGAUAUGUGGUCGUAAUGUUCGUCUAUCUUGUCUAUAUGUUUGGGCGGUGCCCUCUCUUGGUGCAUGUGCCGCACAGUUAUAGCGGCGGCACUUCUAGUAGCGAUUGACGCCACGUGGACGUUGUCCUACU